This is a messenger RNA of Acanthoscelides obtectus, 443 nucleotides long. Lineage: Eukaryota; Metazoa; Arthropoda; Insecta; Coleoptera; Chrysomelidae. The record is from the annotation of a GenBank genome assembly.
UGAAGAGUAGUGAUUACAUUUAUAUUCUCUGAUAUAAAUUUUGUUUUUUUCUGGAUUUUAAUUUUUAUUAAACAAAUAUGGAUAGUGAUAGUGACAGUGCUGAUAGUGGAGGUGAAGGAACCAGUUACGGUUUAAAAAAGAAGAUGAAAUACAGUCAGUCCUACAAAUCAGAUUGGGAGAAAGAACCACGCUUCACAGGUUGGCUUAUUAAAAGCCAAAAAGGGUAAAAUUUUGGAUUCUGCAAGGCAUGCAAUAAAGAUAUUAAUAUAUCCAGUGGAAAGGACUCACUUAUAAAACAUACACAGCGAAAAAUCCACGAACAAAAUGUAAAAUCUAUCAAAAAUCAACCGUCCAUGACUAAAUUUGUUACAGACACAAAAAGGAGGCAAAGGGCUCAAGACACCAAAGAAGAUACGGCUGGCGGCGUUUGUAGCUCAACAUAA